Ctenocephalides felis (cat flea) is the source of this 1494-nucleotide messenger RNA. RefSeq names its product zinc finger protein 227-like. The record is from RefSeq and is a predicted model, not a curated record. Gene Ontology annotation, biological process: regulation of transcription by RNA polymerase II. Gene Ontology annotation, cellular component: nucleus. Gene Ontology annotation, molecular function: RNA polymerase II transcription regulatory region sequence-specific DNA binding; DNA-binding transcription factor activity, RNA polymerase II-specific. The coding region runs from base 1 to 1494 and encodes 497 amino acids. The transcript is spliced from 8 exons. NCBI's taxonomy places the organism in Eukaryota, Metazoa, Arthropoda, Insecta, Siphonaptera, Pulicidae.
AUGGACAUUGUUGCUGCCCGAUAUCAGGUUGCCAGAGGGAGCUUGAACUCUUCCACACGAGUGAAUUAUUUAGUAAAUGAUUUUGUUUGCAUCUCCAUCCAUCAGGUAGCUUAUUAUAGAUCUUGGCCCCCAAUGAAGAUGGUGGUUUCGAUCACAACUCCGAAGAAAAAGAAGAAGAGCUUCAGGAAAACACUCGUUGUCAAAGAAGUCAACAGCGCCAAAAAUCAAGUUUAUACCAAUAUGAAGAAAAUCAGCGGCAACCCGCGUCAAUUGUCUUUCUGCGGCAACGAGAUCAUCGAAGUGGCCAAGCUGAGGUCGGAACUUUCGGGCCACCAACCCGCACCUUGUUAUACCACUAUCACCUUCACAACCAACCUCUUGUCGCCAUUGGUAGCUGAAACAUUUGAGCAACUUAAAGAUAAAGCACACAAAUGUAAAAAAUGCAAGGAAACUUUUACUUUUGAAAUGAAUUAUCUAUUACAUCGCGAAGUUUGUGACCCGGAAAAGAUUUUUAUUUGCCCUCAGUGCAAAAGAGAGUAUGCUUCAGCCCAAAGUUUCUAUAAUCAUCGAAGAUAUGAAUGUGGAAAACCUUUUGAUCAUAAGUGUCUAUAUUGUCCAUAUAUGACCAGAUUGAAAGGAAACUUGAAAGGUCAUGUAUUAAGGAAACAUCCUGAGAAGAAUUCGCUGAAUGGUAAGAGCUCUUGUUUUUCAACCAAAGGUUCCAGGUUCGAUAUCCACUUCAGACAACAUGAUAUCAAUCGUGAUAUCUCUAAAAGUAAAGAUGGAAAAUUCUACGCGUCCAAAAAAUCUUUUUCUUCCAUUGGCAAAGCUCAGGACCAAAUACCAGAAAUGGAAAGUUUUUACUCUUGUCCUCUCUGUGGGAAAAGUUACACAUAUUGCACUAGCAGAGAUACACACUAUGAAAAAUGUAAACUUAUGUAUAAUAGCAAAUCUAUGGACAAUAAACGACUUUACAAAUGCCCGAAAUGUGGAAAGCCUUACAAAAAUUCUGGAAGUAUAGCAAAUCAUCUGCGAUUGGAAUGCGGAAAGGAGCCUCAAUUUCGUUGCACAUUAUGCGAUUAUACAUCCUAUCAGAAAUUUCAUUAUCAAAGACAUUAUUCAUCUAAACAUAAUUUGGACAUUACUGAGUCUUCAUCUAAGUCAAAUUUACAAGGGAUACUGCCAGUUACCUAUAGUGAUCAGUCUGAUCCAAAUAACCAGUUUUUUGGUCACUAUUCAGAUGAGACAUAUAACUAUGGAUCAGGAUUUGGUGCUGAAUCUGAUUUUUGGAACCAUCAACAACAUCAAAGAUCUGAAUUAAAAAAGCUUCAUACUUGUUCUCGUUGUCUGGGAAAAUUUUCUUCGUCCAGAAGUUUUUGGAACCAUCAACGAUAUCAGUGUGGAAAACCAGCAUCGAAUAAAUGUGAAAAAUGCGACUAUAGAACUAUUUUGAAAUACAAUUUGAAAAGACACAUGUUGACUAAGCAUAGUUAA